Molecule: messenger RNA, 2004 nt
Organism: Dromiciops gliroides (monito del monte)
Lineage: Eukaryota; Metazoa; Chordata; Mammalia; Microbiotheria; Microbiotheriidae
Product: keratin, type II cytoskeletal 2 oral-like
Exons: 9
Coding region: 1-2004 (667 amino acids)
Biological process (GO): keratinization; intermediate filament organization
Cellular component (GO): keratin filament
Molecular function (GO): structural constituent of skin epidermis
Source: RefSeq, a predicted model, not a curated record
AUGAGCCGCCAAGUCAGUUAUAGCCAACAGUCUUGUAGGACCUCCAGUGGAGGGCAACGCCAGGGAUUCAGUGGCCGAUCCGCUGUGGUCUCUAGCAGGAGCCGCAUCAGCUCUGGCAGGUCGACAUCUGCUUCCCGAUAUGGAGGAGGUGGUGGCAGCGGUGGUGGCAGUGUUUCCUCAGCCUGUGGCAUGAUGGGUUGGGGCUUUGGCAGCAGAAGCUUGUACUCUCUUGGGAGGAACAAGAAGAUCUCCAGUAGCAUAGCUGGGGGUAGUUAUCAGGCAGGAGGCUUCAGUGGUGGCCGAAGUUGUGGCUUUGGGGGUAGUGGUUUUGGAGCUGGUGGCUUUGGAGGGGGAGUUGGUGGCUUUGGAGGGGGAGCUGGUGGCUUAGGAGGGGGAGCUGGUGGCUUUGGAGGGGGAGCUGGUGGAUUUAGAGGGGGAGCUGGUGGCUUUGGAGGGGGAGCUGGUAGCUUUGGUGGCCCUGGUGGCUUUGGUGGCCCCGGUGGUCCUGGUGGUUUCCCUGGCGGUAUACAUGAAGUGACUGUCAACCAGAGUCUCCUAAAGCCCCUCAAUGUGGAGAUCGACCCCCAAAUUGGGCAGGUGAAGACCCAAGAGAAGGAGCAGAUCAAGACCCUCAAUAACAAAUUUGCUGCCUUUAUUGACAAGGUCCGGUUCCUGGAACAACAGAACCAAGUCCUAGAGACCAAGUGGCAGCUGCUUCAGGACCAAGGCUCCACCUCUGGCUCCAACACCCUGAACCUUGAUCCCUUCUUUGAGAACUACAUCAGCAGCCUCAAGUCCCACCUGGAUGGGGUGCUCAAUGAAAAAAACAAGCUGAAUGGGGAGUUGAGCAGUAUGGAAGACAUGGUGGAAGACUUCAAGAAGAAGUAUGAAGAUGAGAUCAACAAACGCACUGCUGCUGAGAAUGACUUUGUGGUUCUUAAGAAGGAUGUAGAUGCUGCCUACAUGAACAAAGUAGAACUGGAGGUUAAAAUGGAGAACCUGAUGGAUGAAAUUAACUUCUUAAAGGCCUUGUACGAAGCGGAGCUGUCCCAGAUGCAGUCAGAAACCAGCGACACCUCCGUGAUUCUUUCCAUGGACAACAAUCGAUGCCUGGACCUGGAUAGCAUCAUCGCUGAAGUCCGAACACAAUAUGAGGAGAUCACCCAGAGGAGCAAGGCUGAGACCGUGGCCCUGUACCAGAGGAAACUAGGAGAGCUGGAAAACACGGCUGGCAGGCAUGGGGAUGACCUGAAAAGCAUCAAGAGUGAGAUCUCUGAGCUCAAUAGGAUGAUCCAGAGACUUCGAGCUGAAAUUGAGAAUGUCAAGAAGCAGAAUGCCAACCUUCAAGCAGCCAUUGCCGAUGCUGAGCAGCGUGGGGAGAUGGCUCUCAAAGAUGCGAAUGCCAAGGUGGUGGAACUCAAGGCUGCCCUGCAGCAGGCCAAGGAUGAACUAGCCCGCCUACUUCGUGAUUAUCAAGAGGUCAUGUCUGUCAAACUAGCUCUGGACAUGGAGAUUGCCACCUACAGGAAACUUCUGGAGGGAGAGGAAUGCAGGAUGUCUGGAGAGUGCCAGAACACCGUGAGCAUUGAGAUGGUCUAUAACAGCAGUAGCAGCAGUGGUGUUUCCACAGGAGGAGGAGCCAGUGGACGUGGCCAGAGAGGCACCAGUGGGGGCAGUUAUGGCAGUGGGGGGAUGAGCAGUGGAGGCAGUUAUGGCAGUGGGGGGAUGGGCAGUGGGGGCAGUUAUGGCAGUGGGGGGAAGAGCAGCAGGGGGAUGGGCAGUGGGGGCAGUUAUGGCAGUGGGGGGAAGAGCAGCAGGGGGAUUGGCAGUGGGGGCCAUGGGGGAAGUUCCAGUAGGGGCUUGAGCUCUGUUGGGAGCUGUAGUGUUGGAGGUGGGUACUCUGGCCAAUCUGGAAGCUCUGGGGUUCUCAGUGAGGGUGGCAGCAGCUCCAUCCAGGUCUCACAGAGCUCUACUCGAAGCCAGAGGUCCAACAGCAAAUUCUAA